This is a messenger RNA of Stylonychia lemnae, 2538 nucleotides long. The record is from the annotation of a GenBank genome assembly. Lineage: Eukaryota; Ciliophora; Spirotrichea; Sporadotrichida; Oxytrichidae.
AUGUCAAUUUUUCAAAUUAAAGAACUAUGGUCCACUAAUGUCGGAAGUAAGGAGGAAUUUGACAAGAAUUCCAUUUGUAUUGGAAACGUUGAUAAUUCCGACAGUCGAGAAAACAAAAUUAUAGUGGGAAGUUUUGAGGGAAUUUUGCGCGUUUACAAGCCAUAAGCAGAUAGCUUUAGCAUUAGCGAUAUGUUGCUUGAGAAAAAUAUGGGAUCUGGGAUCCUUUAGGUUGAUGUUGGGAGAUUUAGUUUUACUUGCGAUAUAUCCUUAGCUAUUUUACAUUCAAGGAAAUUAGUAGUGGGUCAAAUAACUUCAACAGAUACAUUUUCGAAUUUCAAGGUUCUUUAUGAACAUGCCUUUGAUAGAAAUGCUUACAAUUUUAUCAGUGGAGGCUUUGGUAAAAGUUAAAAGCAAGUUGUAUGCGUACAAUCAGUUGAUGGGGCGCUCUUUUUCUAUGAGCAUGAGAUGCUUUUAUUUUAGAUAUAAUUACCUGAUUUCUUAAUUCCAGGGCCAUUGCUCUAUGCUUAAAAUAUUGAUAGUCUCAUUAUAACCAAUACUAACUUAGAAUUAGAGUGUUAUAGAUUUUAGAGUCUCUAAGCAUAUACAAAUAAUAAUAUUGCUGCUUAGAAAGCUGCUCAGUAAAAUGAAUAGAAUAAAUCAAGACUUGAACCUGAUUGGAUAUGCAAUAUUGGUGAACAAGCGCAUCAUCUAGUCUAUCAUUACAAUAAAAUAUCGAAGAGGCACGAUGUCGUAGUUGUGGGGGAAUAGACGUAUUUUAUUCUUUAAGAAACUGACGGUAAAAUCAGAUAUCAAAGAAGACUUGAAUAUACUCCAUCUUGCAUUAAAACAUAUCAUCUUCCUGGCAAUAAUAAGGAUAUUUAUGAAAAUGACGAUAGAAAUGGUGCAGCUAUAGCUGCUUAAGCAGUUUAAAAUCAGCAUGAUUCGCCAUGCUUCAGUAUUAUAAUGGGAUCAUUUUCACAUUACUUAAUGGUUUAUAAAGAUGUUUAGUUAGUUUGGACAGCUAAAACUUAAACAGCACCAAUUUAUGUAAAUGUUGCAAAGAUUGGCAAUAUGGAGGGGCUGAUAAUAACUUUAUCUGAUAAUGGAUGGUUACAAGUUGUCUACUUAGGCACAGAUACUCCCACUUAAAAUGUUUAGAUUUCUGAUCCAGCUUAAGAGAUGAAUUACUAGCAAAUGGAAUAUGAACAUUAAAAAAUACUAGCAAGAAUUCGUAAUCAAGAAGAUGAGAAAUAAGUUGAGCCUGAAGAAAAAAUUACUAUUACUCCUUAGCUGUCUUCCUUCAUUGAAGCAACAGGAGAAUAUAUCGAUGAUCCAAAAAAUUAGCUCACAAGGAAUGAAUAAGGAAGAAUAAUUAGAAUGAGCAUGAAGCUUUAAUUGUAAUUGCCUCCAAAUGUUUUCGCUGAAACAACUAAUUUCAAAUUUGAAAGCAUUAAUUUCUCUGGCCGUCAAACUCCUCCAGUGAUCAAGGUUCAUAUCUAUCCAUUGAAAAAUUGCUUUCCAACUGAGACGAAAGUGACAUUGACAGCUACUUAUCAAUAAGUAAGCUAAAAUUAAGAAGGAUCUGGUCAGCUUAGAACUUCAAUAUCCGAAAUUUAAAUGCCUUUGUCUUUCUUUGUAACGAUAGGUCUACCAGGGGCUGCAAAAGAGCCUACAGACUUCAAGAUAAACCUUAUUUUGAAUAAAUAAACUUCCUCUGCUGUCUCGUUGUUUGAAGAUGUCAUAGAAAGUCUUUAAGCAAGAGAAAUGUGUACAAAUAAGAAGUAAAUAUCAUUCAUCUAUCACAACUAAGUUCCUGUGUCUUUAUUGGUUUCAAAAGAUGAUCUUAAAAUUAGACUUUAAAGCCCCGAUUUUUCUUCGCUUUGGUUCAUUUUAAAUGAAUUAAUUAGAAGACUUAACGAUUUGCUUAAUGGAGAUGGAGAACUUGAAAUUACAUUUUCUGAUGCAAUUCCCCUAAAUGAAUUAUUCCAAGUAAUUGAUGAACAUUCCGGUUAUAGAUAAGAAAUAGCAAAGCUAAAGAAAGUGUUGGAGGACAGAAGUUAUUAAUUUAGAAUUAUUCAAAAGAGACUAUUGAAUAGAUUUAAGGACAAGAACCCUUCUCCUUUGAACAAUCUUGAUUUCUUGCUUAAUCAUACCUAUGUUUAAAUUAUUGAUACUGGCUCCUAGAUAGAUCAACUGCAUCAAUAAUAAAAGUAGUCUUCCCUUAAAUUAUCCGCUGCAAUUGAGAUAAUCCUAGUCCUAUUGAAAAUAAGAUUUAAGAUGAACGAGGAUGAAUAUCAUAUUUUGAGAAUGCAUUUAUCGCCAUAUGUAGACGAUGAAAGUGAGUAAGGAUGGGAAGAUGUUACAAAUGCAGCAAUGACCAACUUGCUUAAAACCUGCUUAGCAAAAGGUGGUAAGGGUAAUAGCAAUAUUUCUCAGACUACUAACUAAAUUAAAACUCUGCAAGAUGCUAGCAAACUAAGACAGCACAUCACUUUGGUGUGUGAUAGGAUUUCAAAAGGUGGAAAGAUUGAGUACUGA